This is a messenger RNA of Cylicocyclus nassatus, 402 nucleotides long. Lineage: Eukaryota; Metazoa; Nematoda; Chromadorea; Rhabditida; Strongylidae. The record is from the annotation of a GenBank genome assembly.
UUUGCUCAUUUUUUGUCACGUUAUAACCUACUUGAUAUAGUGCGUUCUUUCAGACGAACUAACUGGAGAAAAUGAGACUUCUGCUAGUAUUUUUGGCAGUAAUUGUCCUUGCUGAGGCUGUCCUCCCCAGCCUCUCCCCAUGUGGCAUGUGCCAAGACCUGGUCGGCUAUUUGAAAGGAAAGCUUGAAGGAGGAGUUGGCGAUGCUCGAAAGAUUGCAACCGAAUUCUGUGCGAAAAAGGCUCCAUUCAUUCUCCAGGGAGCAUGCAAGAGCCUCGUGGAGGACAGUACGAGCCGCAUUGUGGCACUAUUAAAGGAGAAGGCCGACGUGAAAGGAAUUUGCACUAAAAUCAAGUUGUGCAAAAACUAAAUCCAUAACGCUUCAAUAAAUCAUUCACGCACCU